GUUUAUGCCUUGAUUUCUCUGGGAAGGGUCAGGGUUUAGCUGCGUGGAUAUCUGGUUUGUGGCCUUAUUGCAAAUUGGGAGUAGGCAAAGGACUACGUUGUGUCUUAUUUCUUUCUUAUAAGGGUGGCAUUUCUGAAGUUUCCCCUUUUUCUCUUUUUCCUUUUUUCCCAUUUUCUUUUUUUUUUAUUAUUAUUUUUCGGUGAGAGCAGAGAAACUGACAGUUUCUGUGGAAUAUUAAAGCUCUUUCUUCUAAGGAACUCUAUUUUUAAAGUUGCUCCCUCUUUAAAACCUGACAGCUCGUCUGUUUCUUUUUGUUUCAUCUUCAAUACCAUGUUAGAUCUGUUGAGUCAAAGAUCUGUAGUGGGGCAGGACUACUGCACUGUCUGCAUUGCUUUUCUUGACUGAUUGUUCUCAUGAUAAUUUUUAUUUUGGAAAGUUAUUUUAUUGCUAAUAUAUUAAUACAAUUUCUGCCAUUAAUAUGUAAUUUCCACUUGGAAAUGUUGCCUUGGCUUCCAUAAUGCCAAAACCAGCCAAGUCUCUGAGUAAACAGGUAAAAAUCAGUUGGUAAAAAAAUAACUUUAUGGACAGAAUUAAUUGUAUUUCAGAGUUGUAUCAAUUCUUGAUCAGUGUGAAGCUGGCAUGGACCCAAACCAAGUAAAAGAUGGAGAUGUUUAGUUCUUUUCAGAGGCAUAAAACCUGAUUCGGGGUGCCUUGGCUUUUUUUGCUGUAGUGGUAGAAGAGCAUUUCCAGAAAGAGACACAUAGCUGAGAGGCACUUAAGUGGAGGGACAUGGCUGGGCACCUGCUUAUCUUUGAGAGUUUGGGUUCCCAAAUCGAACUGAAAAAUUGAUUCUGUCGGCUUCGAUGCCAGAAACUGCUCCUGAGGUAAGCGUCAGAAUGUUUUGAAAGAACUGAGAGGAGUUUCCAUCCUUCUUGAAAUCAACUGCUGGAAUUGCUUCUUAGCCUUAACCACAGAGCUUAGGGUGCUUGCCAAGGAAUUUGAAGAUGUUCUUCUUCGCUGUGGUGCUUGCAAGAAGCAGCCCUGGUAUUUCUUGUGUCACAGAGGUGCAGUUGGUAUUCCUUCCUUUGUGUGGAUGUGUCUUGUGUGCCCCUGUGCUCACCCUCUGGUCAGAAGAAGAGCAAGCAGGAAGAAACAGUAUUUUUUCGUCUCCUGGUUAGAAUACUUCAACCCUGAAGUGAUUUCGGGAUUUUUUUUCUGGUUUUUUUUUUUACCUCAACCGUGGAUGAAUUACUUGAUGCCUUUGGGACUACAGGUUUUGAUUUGGGCACCUUUACUAUUUUAGAUAGUUCAGUUAAUUCCUGUUUUAAGUGCCUGCAUCCUCUUCUGGUCUUCUUCCCACAGCAAAUUUCUGUGGGUUUGGGGCCUGUGCCCUUGUGGAGCUCUUUUAAAGCCUUUAUGGCCCAGCACAAGUGUAAGAAUUUGUGUACAUUAAUUUGUUGGUUGAGUCUGGGUGCAAAAGCACAUUAUGAGAAACCUAAUUUAGUGAGAGACUCACUGAGUGAAAGCAUUGAAGUUUUUUCUUCUUCUUUGGAAAAAGCACAAAAGCAAAUGUUUGUGACCUUUUUAAGACUCAGACUGGAAAGUCCAUGUGCUCAGGAGGCAUCUUCAGUUUGUGUGGAGGCAGAGGUUUGGUUUUGAGCACAUUGUGCCACUGUAGAUGAGACCUGGCUGGUGCAGAAGAGGUCCCAGAGUUACACAGUGUGCGGGUGAAGAGUCUGCUGUGUUUUCACUGCUGGUGAAACUGCACCAUCCUGAACACCACCAGGCAGCAGAGGGAAUAGCAGGGAAGAGAUGGUGUCAGUGGGCACAUUUGGGAAGCUGGGAAGUAGUGGUGGAAGCUUCCUUAUCUCCUGGGUGAAGAGGAUAGACAGAAGGACGAUGAAGGAGCACUUCUCUUACAGAGACAGUGAGGAAUCUGGGGAGAGGACAGAAUAGAGAAAGUACAUGCAUGAAUCAUAAGAAGCAGGAAUUUGUGGUGGAGCGAUGGUCAGGUGGGUGAUGAAAGCAGGAAGCGGAGAAAACGAAUGCCAGUUCUUCCAGUAGCCAGUGGUGAACUGACUCUUCAGGCUGGUUGGGUCGCAGCUGAUCAGAGGCUGAAGUGUGUGAUAAUACAGUCCUGAAAAGCACAGGCACAAAGGGUGUCUUGACUCUUCCCAGAGACUGGGACAGAGGGUUCCAUGUGUGUGUUGCCUGAGGAGAGAGGCAGUUUAUUUCAGCCAACCCUUAGUCCCCUCUGCCUCCUACAAAAAAACCUCCUUCCGAUUGCUGAUACAGUCUUGGCUACAAAUUGAUGAGUAGCAAAGGUUUGUGUGAAUUAUGGGAAUGUGCUUUAGUUUCAUGCUGGUGGCAUGAAAUGAGCAGGUGAGUAGGUAAUGAAUGUAAUAUAGGUGCAGGCCCAUGAGAAAUUGGAGAAGAAGCAACAGAAAAGAAGAAACUAAACAGUGAAGACAACACAGGAAAUAUAACAAGAUGAAUAGGAAGGACAUUCAUAGUAGACUGGCUGGGUGUAUACUGAAUAGAUGGAAGGAAGCCAAUUAGGGUAUAAAUCUUGCUAAAAUGACUGUAUGAAACUUUGUUAUUCUCUUCUUGGUUCUGUGGUGUGGCAGAGGUUGAUUGCCAUCAGUCCAGCUAUUUCUUACAUCUAAGGUUGAGAAGCAUUUCUUUUUUGCUCUUGAUUCUGAAAAAAAGUACCCACGUGAAGAGCUGUUCCUGUUAACAGUGGGUGCUUCUGACAGAAACGCUUGACAGUCAGAAUUAUUGGGAGGUGAUAUCUGUCCAGCUGGAUACUACUACAAUGAUUUGUUAGCACAGCUGUCUUUAAAAUACAGAGGCCUUCCAGCUAAGCAUCACACAAAUACAAGGAGCCCUUGGAAUAUUUUUAGUCUGCCUCUGCUUUCCUCCAGCUCAGUGUCUGGCUAUAUUUCUCUCUGUUUGUGUAAGGGACAAGGCCUGUGUGACUGCACCAGAAUCUGGACAACACCCCAAGGGAGAAUUCUAGAGAUGAAGAGUUGAGAAAAGUUGAGCUAAGAAAUGGGGAAGUUUAGAAAAUACUUGCUGUAGAUUAAGGGUUUAUGUUUGUGUUUUGAAUUAGUUAAUUUUUUCCUUUGGAUAGCAGUUUCCCUAUAAAAACUUAAUGAAUGUCUUUAUGUUAGUUGAUGUAAUUUGGAAAAGUUAUGGUUCUUAUGGAAGCCUUGUGUAGAAUCUUAACGUUUUCUCUGUCUUUUGUGAUAAUAUCACAAAAAUGGGAUGACUUUUGCCUGUCACUGUGAAAAAUGUUUGGAGGAAGGAAAAUCACAUCUUCCACUUGUGCAGAAAUAUGCAGCAACAUUCAGUUGGCUUUUGCUGGCUCCACACUUAUAAAACUGGUUGGACUCAGUGCAAGGGAGUAGCAUAAGUUUAUGUUAGAUUGCAUUUUACCUAACUGGGCUUGCCUGAUUUUAAUUAUAAUGCAGAAAAGUAAGCAGCAAAAUUUAGAUUGCAGUUUCACAUCUUAGUAAGUAUUUUAACUUAGUGGUCUUAUUUGGUUCUUUUGUUAAGAAGAUUGAAAUAAGUUAUUAUGCAUUGAAGAAAUGUUGACAUCCUGUUCAAAAAGCUUGGUAGAACUUGACAAUUUGAGAUUUUUGAGAAUUGGUGAUACUUUUGAAGACAACUGCAAAUAAAUGCUUAGUCUUUGGGAAAGUAUUUUGAAAAUAUUCACAGAUCUGGGUAUGAUGAUAUGCUCUGGAAGCAGUUUACAUUGAUGAUUUCAAUUCCUGAAGUGACAUAAGAGUGAACUCCUCAUGACUGCCCAGGUGUGAACAUAGAGACAUCAAAACCAAUGUGCAUUUCAGGUUAUUAGCUUUCUAUGUUUAACUUACUUUAUCGAGCCUUAUUGAUUUGCCAAUGCUGUAUUUCCCACCAUCCAACAAGGAUUUGAGUGUGAACUUGUCUAGGCUUUGUCUUAAUUUCUUUUUUCUUUAGAAGAUGAUAAGGAAAUCAUAUUUUCACAUUUUGUUAUGAGCAGCUUUUGAGUUUGUGAAACUGUGGGGUUUUGAGAAAUGGACAUAGAGUGUGGGAUCUCACACUCCCCUGGGUGUUUGGUGUUCUAGAGUAGUAAUGCUGGAAUCCCAAACAGAGGGACCCCAAGUGAAAUCUGGUUCAUCUGAAAGUCAUGAGGAGCUGUAUGUUAAUUUUCGUGCACCUAGAAUUUCAGCAUUUCAGUGCACAGGGAGAGGCAACUUUGCCUAAUGCAAGUUAAAUAACCUUUUUUCUUUACCUUCUACAGACACUGUGACUGAUGAGAGUUAAAGGCCAUGGAUGAAGAUGGGCUUGAAUUGCAGCCACAUGAGCCAAAUGCAUUUUUUGAUCCAACAGGAGCUGAUGCAGCACAUAUGGAUGGAGAUCAGAUUGUUGUGGAAGUACAGGAAACAGUAUUUGUUUCAGAUGUAGUCGACUCAGAUAUAACUGUGCAUAAUUUUGUUCCCGAUGAUCCAGACUCUGUAGUAAUCCAGGAUGUCAUUGAGGAUGUUGUUAUCGAGGAUGUUCAGUGCCCAGAUAUCAUGGAGGAGCCAGAUGUAUCUGAAACUGUCAUUAUUCCUGAACAAGUGCUGGACACAGACGUAGCCGAAGAGGUUUCUUUGGCUCACUGCACUGUCCCAGAUGAUGUUUUAGCUUCUGACAUAACAGCAGAAACAAUGUCUAUACCAGAGCAUGUGCUGACAAGCGAGUCAAUGCAUGUCCCUGAAGUUGGACAUGUAGAACAUGUAGUUCACGAUAACGUCGAAGAAGCAGAUAUUGUCACCGAUACCCUGGGAACAGAUGUUGUUUCUGAGGAAGUCUUGGUGGCAGAUUGUGCAUCAGAGGCAGUGAUCGAUGCCAAUGGAAUCCCUGUGGAACAUCAAGAUGAGAAGGGCAACUGUGAUGAUUACCUUAUGAUUUCCUUGGAUGAUGCUGGUAAGAUAGAACAUGAAGGUUCUGCUGAAAUUACCAUGGAAGCAGAGUCAGAAAGUGGCUCUUGUAAAGUGGAUGGCAUUUGUCCAGAAGUCAUCAAGGUCUAUAUAUUCAAAGCAGAUCCUGGAGAAGACGAUUUAGGGGGCACAGUAGACAUUGUGGAGAGUGAGCCAGAGAAUGACCACGCAGUUGGAUUACUCGAUCAAAACAGCAGUAUUCGUAUUCCAAGGGAGAAAAUGGUUUACAUGACUGUAAAUGAUUCUCAGCACGAAGACGAAGACUUAAAUGUUGCAGAAAUAGCUGAUGAGGUUUAUAUGGAAGUCAUUGUAGGAGAGGAAGAUGCUGCAGCAGCCCACGAGCAGCAAAUUGAUGACACCGAAAUUAAAACUUUCAUGCCCAUAGCUUGGGCAGCAGCUUAUGGUAAUAAUAACGAUGGCAUCGAAAGUCGAAAUGGCACUGCAAGUGCUCUUCUGCACAUAGAUGAGUCAUCUGGACUUGGGAGGUUGGCCAAGCAAAAACCAAAGAAAAAGAGGAGACCUGAGUCCAGGCAGUAUCAGACAGCAAUAAUCAUUGGCCCUGAUGGUCAUCCAUUGACAGUCUACCCCUGCAUGAUUUGUGGAAAGAAAUUUAAAUCUAGAGGUUUCUUGAAAAGGCACAUGAAAAACCACCCGGAGCACCUUCUUACUAAGAAGAAAUACAGAUGCACAGACUGUGAUUACACUACGAAUAAAAAAAUAAGUUUACAUAACCACUUGGAGAGUCAUAAGCUGACCAACAAAACAGAAAAGCUUAUUGAAUAUGACGAGUGUGGGAAAACCUUCUCUCAUGCAGGAACUUUAUUCACUCACAAGAUGGUGCACAGGGACAAAGGAGUUAAUAAAAUGCACAAGUGCAAAUUCUGCGACUAUGAGACAGCGGAGCAAGGCUUGCUGAGUCACCACCUUUUAGCUGUCCACAGCAAGAACUUUCCUCACAUUUGCGUGGAGUGUGGCAAAGGGUUUCGCCAUCCGUCGGAGCUCAAGAAGCACAUGCGGAUCCACACUGGUGAGAAGCCCUACCAGUGCCAGUACUGCGAGUACCGAUCUGCCGACUCCUCCAACUUGAAAACCCACGUAAAGACUAAACACAGUAAGGAAACGCCGCUCAAGUGCGAUAUUUGUUUCCAGACUUUUUCAGAUACCAAAGAGCUACAGCAGCAUACGCUUAUGCAUCCAGAAAGUAAAACACAUCAGUGUUUGCAUUGUGACCAUAAGAGCUCAAACUCCAGUGAUCUGAAACGACACAUAAUUUCAGUCCACACAAAAGACUAUCCUCAUAAGUGUGAUAUGUGUGAUAAAGGCUUUCACAGGCCCUCGGAACUGAAAAAACACGUGGCGGCUCACAAGGGUAAAAAAUUGCACCAAUGCAGACAUUGUGACUUUAAGAUCGCAGACCCCUUCAUUCUGAGUCGCCACAUACUCUCAGUUCACACAAAGGAUCUUCCUUUCAGGUGCAAGAGAUGUAGAAAGGGCUUUAGGCAGCAAAAUGAGCUGAAAAAACACAUGAAAACACACAGUGGCAGGAAAGUUUAUCAGUGUGAGUACUGUGAGUAUAGCACUACAGACGCCUCAGGCUUCAAACGGCAUGUUAUUUCCAUUCACACAAAAGACUACCCUCACCGGUGUGAGUAUUGCAAGAAAGGUUUCCGAAGGCCUUCAGAGAAGAACCAGCACAUUAUGCGACAUCAUAAAGAUGUUGGGCUGCCUUAAAGUCCCUCUCACAGACUUAUGGCUGGAAUUAUAAAGGAAAUUUGCCCUUCAGGCAGUUAGCUUAUUUUAAAGCCAAUCACCUGCGAUCACACCCCCCAAAAAAAACAACAAAAAAACCCAACAAAAAAAAAAUACUGUGCAUUUGAUUUGUUGCUGUAUAAAAAUAGGAUUAUUGCUUCUAGUUGACUUUUAUACCUUUUGUUCAAUAGCGUGUUCUGAAUUCUAUUCAGUUUGUUUAAUAAAUGAAGAAAAGAUGGCAACAAUAAAGUUGCAUUUAAUAAAGUAAACCCUGUCUCUUACUGAAUUUUUCAACCAUAAUAGUUUAUUUAGAGAUAUAUAUCUUACUGACCUCGUUGAUACUCACAGUGUCCAUGUUAAUGCAGUUUUGUCAUGAAUUUUAAAAAUAUGACAUUUCAAUGAAAUUGUCAGAGGUGUGUAAAAAAUGGGGAAUUGUCGUGUUGACAGUAAAGGCACUAGGGCCCACCUGAUUGUCUUGUUUUAACUAUACAGACUUUGUGGCAGGUUAACUAUUUUCUAUUUGAGGAGUUACAAAUCUCACUUCGUUGCGGAAAAAUAUUUGUGUUUUAAUUCUGGUUUCAGAGAGAAAAAUAUUUAAAAAGUGGUUUGGGGAGGUUUUUAUCUUUCUUGGGCAAAUUUAAAAGUAUGCUCAAAUAGUACAUUUAUUGUUCUGUGCUUGUCUUUGAAAGGUUUUGUGUGUUACAAAUGAGUUGGUUUUUCUUUUCGCUUUACUUCUGUCUUAAUGUUGGAAACGUAAAAUACUCGUGUUCCAUUUGCAGAGUUAAUACUAGAUCACAACUGUCUGUAUGUGCCGGUAAAUGUACCUCAAACUUUAUGCUUUUAUGUGUGUUGGUAUUUCUUUAAAAAACAUUUUGUGGUUCAAGUCACAUUUUUAUUGUGAGUUGUUUUAGAAUAAAAUUUAAGACCGAGAGGUGCCUCGAUUUUGGAAAGCAGAUAUUUACAGUGAGAGCUUAAGAGGGGAAAGGAGCAGAGCAGACAUGUUUCUAAGGAGUAGAGAUGUAAGGUAGAUAUCCUUAAUAUGAAAAGUAACUUUUGAUAGAAGCAGUUUUGUUUCUAAAUUGAAUGUUUUUCCUGAACCAUCAGUAGCUGUGUUCAGCUGCUGUUUAUUAAUUAGUACAGUAUCCAGAAUUAACCCAGUUCUUUUAAUCUGUUUAUAAACAGCUGGGAGAAUAUUACAAUUAUUAUAUGCAAUUUUGCCACCUGAAGACUAUUAUAAAGUAGCGCCACAUCAUUUGGUAAUUGCUGCAUAAAUGUACCAAGCAUGAAGUCAUAUACCUUAACAACAACCCAAAGUAUUUAAUUACAUGCCAGAUUUAAGGACCUGGCCCUGCUCCCCAUGCUCAGAUUCCCACCCCAGCCACUGUUUGACGAUGAAUUGCAGAAUUUGGUCCCAGCUGCCUGCCAGAUUAGGAUAGAUUUGUAACCAGCAAUUCCCUAAUGGAGAGGGUUCAGAGCCUGGCCCAGUGUUAAUUCUUGUUUCUAGGCAGGUGAACUUCCAGUUGAAAUGAAACAGGAAUUUUAGUUAUGAUCUCAAGUUCGGGGUGAUAGAGGGACAAAGGUUUCCUUUCAGGUGUGCGUCCUCUGAGCAUUUUGUGUUUUGUUUUGUUACCGAGCCCUGCCCCUCGUGUCUCACUGUGAGCUGAAAUACUCGUCUGUAGUGUGCAGUUCAGGACAGUCAAAUGCCAUGUCACUAUCUGUGUCGUAUGAUGUUUUUUUCUUUCAAUGCCUGCUUGACAGUGUCCCCAGACUUGCCCAGUGUGCUCUUGUAUAAUACUGCUACUAGCGGGCCAUGACCCUUUAGCGUGUAACACCUGGCCGUGCUGCACUGUGCCUUCCUUGAAAUCCCCCGAAGCUGAAGCCCGCGGAUUUCCUUCAUGGCCGUAGCUGUGCGUUGCCUACUGAUGCCAAAUCAGAUGCAGCAAAACCCAGCAGAGGUUUCCCGUUCGCUUCUUGCAAAGUACCUGCCUGUGACUAUUUUUUUCCCCCUCUUAUGUUCAAGCAUUUUCUAACUGGAAACCUGGAAAGUGUACAAAAUCUGCAUAAAUUCCCAUAGUAUUGCUGAGGAUUUUAGCCAUUUUAACUUUAUUUUUUUAAAUAAGCUGAAAGACAAAGAACACAAUUUUAUGCAUUUUCUUUCUCUUACGUAGCCUGGAAUCAUACACACUUUUUUUUUUUUUUUUUUAAAGCACAAUGUUGAAACUUUUUUUUUAAAUAAUUAAGGGUUUGGUCAAGUGGAUUUUGUAAAAUGUAUUUGUCUGUAUAAAGAGAAAAUGAAAUUAUAGUUAUUGUUAAUGUACUGACAUUAGUUACAGGCUAGUUUUAAUUCUUAAAUAAUUUGCUUAGCAAAUGCUAUAAAAUGGAUGUUUCAGUUUAAUGUUUAAAAAAGGUACAGAUUUUUACAAGGACAUAAUAUAAAUUAUUGUUCUGUAGAAAAUACCCUGUUAAAUAUUGUAUACGUCCUUCCCUCUGUACACUUUGUAAAAAAGACAAAAGAAAAAAACAAAAUACAUAGAACCAUAUAGGGAUGUGUGACAUUAUUGUAAUUGUGUACUUGAUAAUAACGUGAAAAAAUAAAAUUCAAAAUAUUUUCCUUUUAA
Molecule: messenger RNA, 9334 nt
Organism: Myiozetetes cayanensis
Lineage: Eukaryota; Metazoa; Chordata; Aves; Passeriformes; Tyrannidae
Gene: ZFX
Product: zinc finger protein X-linked
Exons: 7
Coding region: 4314-6698 (794 amino acids)
Biological process (GO): regulation of DNA-templated transcription
Cellular component (GO): nucleus
Molecular function (GO): metal ion binding; DNA-binding transcription factor activity, RNA polymerase II-specific; RNA polymerase II cis-regulatory region sequence-specific DNA binding
Source: RefSeq, a predicted model, not a curated record